AUGAUGACGGGGAAGGUUCCCUCGUUCUCUCCCGGCUCCACAGUGAGCUCUGCUCUGCCUGGCUACAUCGCUUUCUGCCUCACUCUACAGGUUCACAGGCUGGUGUCAGCACAGUUCACAGUGACUGGACCUGACCGUCCAAUCUCCGCCUCCCUAGAAGGUGAGGCCAUCCUGCCCUGCCACCUCUCCCCCAGGAUGAGCGCUGAGAACAUGGAGGUGGGAUGGUUACGAUCCCAGGACUCUGCAGUCGUUCACCUGUACUGUGAUGGGCAGGAUCAGUACGGAGAGGAGAGGCUGGAAUAUCGGAGAAGAACUGCGCUCUUGAAAGACGACAUCACCAGUGGGAGAGUUCUCCUGAGAAUACGCGAUGUCCGACCCUCCGAUGAUGGGCAGUACACGUGUUUUUUUCAGUCCAGUGUCUCUUAUGAAGAAGCUUUUUUGGAACUGCAGGUGGCAGAUAUGGGCUCUGCUCCUGCCAUCUCAGUGGAGGGACAUCAGGACGGAGGGAUCCGGGUGGUGUGUCGAUCAUCCGGAUGGUACCCACAGCCCAAGGCUCAGUGGAGAGAUCUCCAGGGGAAGCUCUUUGCAUCGGCCUCUGAAGAAAUAACUCCAGAGGCCAAUGGUCUGUUUCAAACAGAGAUUGCCAUUGUUCUAACAGAAGAGUCCAACCAGAAAAUGUCCUGCUGUGUCAGGAACCCCCGACUCAACCAGGAGAGAGAGUCAGUGAUUUCCAUAGCAGAGCCAUUUUUCCCAAGGGUCAAUCCCUUGAAAGUGGCUCUCUGGGUGAUCCUGACUCUUCUGGCUGUUCUCAUGGCCCUGGCUGGUUACUGCUUCUGGAGGCGAGACAGAGCAACAGAGAUUCUGCGAUCUGAUAUGGAGAGCGAGAAAGAGACUUUGCUGUCUGAACGGGAAGGAGAGAAAGAGGCUCUGCGAUCUGAGAUGAAGAGGCAGAAAGGGGAAUACGAGGCAGUGAAAGAACUGGGACUCGCCAGAGCCCGAGGAUACGCAGUGGACGUGACUCUGGAUCCAGACACGGCAAAUCCCAACCUCGUCCUGUCUGAGGAUCGGAAACAUGUGAGACACGGAAACUGGGAUCCGCCCAACAAGUCUGAGGGAUUCGAUCAUUAUAUCUGUGUCCUGGGUGCUGAGGGGUUCACGGGCGGGAGGCGUUACUGGGAGGUGGGAGGCAAGACAGGCUGGUACCUGGGGGUUUGUAGGGAAUCUGUGAGCAGGAAGGGGAAGGUCACACUCACACCUGAGGCUGGAUACUGGGUCGUGUGGCUGAGGGGUGGGGUAUACCAGGUCCUCACCUCCCCCUCGACCUCCCUCCCAGUGAGCAUCAGGCCCAGCCGGGUGGGGAUUUUCCUGGACUAUGAGGUGGGCGAGGUCUCGUUUUACAAUGUGACUGACAGGUCCCAUCUCUUCAGUUUCACUGACACCUUCUCCGGGACGCUCCGCCCUUAUUUCAGUCCUGGUUACUAUGUUUAG
Messenger RNA from Caretta caretta (loggerhead turtle), 1488 nucleotides. Its product is annotated as butyrophilin subfamily 1 member A1-like. Gene Ontology annotation, cellular component: external side of plasma membrane. Gene Ontology annotation, biological process: T cell receptor signaling pathway; regulation of cytokine production. Lineage: Eukaryota; Metazoa; Chordata; Testudines; Cheloniidae. Gene Ontology annotation, molecular function: signaling receptor binding. The record is from RefSeq and is a predicted model, not a curated record.